Messenger RNA from Oncorhynchus tshawytscha (Chinook salmon), 2691 nucleotides. RefSeq names its product stromal membrane-associated protein 2-like. Bases 531 to 2285 code for a protein of 584 amino acids. Lineage: Eukaryota; Metazoa; Chordata; Actinopteri; Salmoniformes; Salmonidae. Gene Ontology annotation, molecular function: GTPase activator activity. The record is from RefSeq and is a predicted model, not a curated record. Gene Ontology annotation, biological process: regulation of clathrin-dependent endocytosis. The transcript is spliced from 10 exons.
AGAGUGUGUGUGUGUGUGUGUGUGUGUGUGUGUGUGUGUGAGAGAGAGAAAGAGGUGUGAACUGUCAGACGAGAGGACUCGAUACCGAUGCGCUUGAAAGGAGUGAAGCAAAACCGCUUGUUGCGCUAUAAUUUUACACAAGAAGACGACAGGAAAUAUAGUUUGUUGUUGUGAUAUUUACUACCUAAUAUAGAUCUUUCGACGAAACAUAGGAGUGCAAUAACAGGCUAUAACCUCUGUCUUGCCAGGCCAUUACUCAUGCAUUGUGGUAAGCUAACUGGGUAGCUUUGACUUAAGGGAUUGUUCCAUAACCUGAAAAACAAAUCGCUUCCCUUUUUUGAAGAGGAAGAAGAGGAAGGCGGGGGCCGCAUAGCUUCUUCUGUAUUUCAUUUGUCUGGGGUCUGUGUUUUUUUAUUCUGCAAACGGAGCUUAUCUGAAUCAGGCUACUUCGUCUAUCUUCAUAUUAGGACGAGAGCGGCGGGUGUCGGAGAGGUGUGUGAGGAAGAGGCAACGUAGAGGAAGAGACAGGAAUGAUGAUGAUCGGUAAAUCGGUCAAAGACAUUGACAGAUAUCAAACUGUCCUCACUUCGCUACUGUCACUCGAGGAGAACAAAUUCUGCGCGGAUUGUAAAUCCAAAGGUCCCAGAUGGGCGUCAUGGAACCUGGGUAUAUUCAUCUGUAUCCGCUGUGCUGGGAUCCACAGGAACCUGGGCGUCCACAUCUCCAGGGUCAAGUCUGUCAACCUGGACCAAUGGACACAGGAACAGAUACAGUGUGUUCAGGAGAUGGGGAAUGCCAAGGCCCGACGACUCUAUGAAGCUUUCCUACCAGAAUGUUUCAUACGACCAGAGACUGACCAGUCAGCAGAGAUGUUCAUCAGGGACAAAUAUGAGAAGAAGAAGUACAUGGACAAGAUCCUAGAUGUCAACAGGCUUAGAAAAGAGAAGAGCUGUGAAAACAUCCCCAAGGAGCCUCUGGUGUUUGAGAAGAUGAAGUUGAAGAGAGAAAACAGCCCAAAGACACAGACCCAGUCUCCGUCUAUCUCAGACCUCCUAGGACUUGAUGAUCCUGCUCCCCAUGCUGCUAUAUCCAAUGGUAGGUCCAGCUCUGGAGAGAGGGGGAGUCCUCUGGUGGCUAACCCAGCUACGGUGCACUCUGACCUGAAUCUAUUCAGCUCUCUGCCUGCCUCUUCCUCCACCAACACCACGCCGGUGGGUAGCUCCAUGCCCAGGGGUUGUGUGGCUGUGUCGGUACCUGAGAACCUCAGCCUGUUCCUGGACUCAGCACCCAGACAGGAGGGCUCUAGGACAAAGAUGUCUAAGGACUCCAUCCUCUCCCUCUAUGCAACCACACCCACAUCGCACCAGAACCUAGCUGCACGGUCUGGCCUGUACAUGAACCCAGCCCAGCUGGGCUACUACGGAUCGUACCAUUCCCUGGCCACGGAGGGGGGAGCGAUGGGAGGAGCCAUGGUGACAUCACACUCCAUGAUGGCCCUGAGUGGUCAGCAGCAGAAUGGCAUGAUGGGAGGGCAACAGCAAAGCGUUAUGGGAGCUCAGCAGAAUGGAAUGGUGGCAGCACAACAGAAUGGCUUUAUGGCUCAACAGGGUGUCAUGGGGCAAGCAGUCAACACAUCCCUGUUCAUGACAGGAGUGCCACACAGCAUGAUAAAUCAUCAGCAAAGCAUUAUGGGAGCUCAGCAGAGUGUUAUGAUGGGAGCUCAGCAGAGCGGCAUGAUGGGAGCUCAGCAGUGCGGCAUGAUGGGAGUUCAGCAGAGCGGCAUGAUGGGAGCUCAGCAGAGAGGCAUGAUGGGCGCUCAGCAGAGAGGCAUGAUGGGCGAUCAGCAGAGAGGCAUGAUGGGAGCUCAGCAGAACGGCAUGAUGGGAGCUCAGCAGAACGGCAUGAUGGCAGCUCAGCACAGCGGCAUGAUGGCAGCUCAGCAGAGCGGCAUGAUGGGAGCUCAGCAGAGAGACUUGAUGGGAGCUCAGCAGAGCGGCAUGAUGGGAGCUCAGCAGAGCGGCAUGAUGGGAGCUCAGCAGAGAGGCAUGAUGGGAGCUCAGCAACAAAGCAUCAUUGGACGUCAACAGAAACGCAUGACGGGUGGAGUGGCGUCCGUGCCUCAGCAGGUACAGCAGGAUCAGUGCGCCAUCACUCAGAUGACCCAGCACAUGGCGGGGGUGAACUUCUACGGCACCAACGCCAUGACGGGAUAUGGCAGUCAGCACAACGGCGGACCAAAGACUCAAAACUCCAACCACAUGACGACAUCUCACGUCUGGAAGUGAUGUCAUCGCCCGAAGAGGAAGUUGAUGUCACUGAGCAGCAGUGGUGCUUGGAAUGUUUCGGGGACUUUUCGAAUGAACUUUCCAUCAGACAUUUUAGAUAACAUGGGAGGAGGAUGAGGAAGAGAAGGAGGGUGGGUACUUUACUUAGGCGCGCUUUCGAUCUCUCCUCUCUUAUUUCAGAGCCAUUUCCAUGCUUGCCUUCAGAUCAUUCUACGACCAAUCAAAGGACAGGGCUCAGAGUUGAAGACAUCACAGAGGUCAUACUGAACUGGGACCACAGCAUAGAAUACAUCUCAUAUCCAGUGUGUGGUUGUGUGUGUGUGGUUGUGUGUGUGGUUGUGUGUGGUGGUGUGUUUUUGUGUGUGUGGUUGUGUGUGUGGUUGUGUGUGUGGGGUUGUGUGUGUGU